Molecule: messenger RNA, 1384 nt
Organism: Hibiscus syriacus
Lineage: Eukaryota; Viridiplantae; Streptophyta; Magnoliopsida; Malvales; Malvaceae
Product: pentatricopeptide repeat-containing protein At1g12775, mitochondrial-like
Exons: 2
Coding region: 24-797 (257 amino acids)
Molecular function (GO): protein binding
Source: RefSeq, a predicted model, not a curated record
UACCCUUAAGUUGGAUCCUGAAAAUGAGUAGAAUUGUUGUAAAAUCGCAGAUGCUGAGGAAGAUGGCAAUACGAAAUGCGAACAAGACUCUCAAGUGGAAGAUGAACUCCCAGAAACCCCAAGCUACACCUUCCUUCUCAACCAUUCCAAACCUAACCCACGCUUAUCUAGACCCCAAACCCCAAACUGUUCCCUCACUCACCCACACCAUCAACCUCCUCCUCCCCCGCCUCUGCCUCUCCGACCACCUCGCCACCGCUAUCCACCUCAUCACCGCCGCACUCACUCUCCCCAAUCCUCCCCACAACCCCGACUCCCUCUCACUCCCAAUCCUCGUUCACUCCCUCACCCUCCAGCCCGACUUGAAACUGCCCAUGUCACUCCUCAACCGUAUCCCUCGAGGUCACCCGUACGUGACCCCCAUCUCCACCAUGCUCAUUGCUUCUUUUCUCAAAAAGGGUAGGCCUAAAGAUGCUUUAAAAGUGUAUAAAUGGAUGCUCAGGCCCGGGUCUCCUUAUGAUUCCAUGGUGGACAAGUCUGCCUAUGGGGUUUUGGUUGGUGGGUUGUGUGGUGGUGGGUUGGUUCUGGAGGGAUUGAUGGUUUUGAGGGAUAUGUUGAGGGUUCAUCUUUUACCUGGGGAGGGUCUUAGAAAAAGGGUGGUUGGGAGUUUAUUGAGAGAGGCUAGGGUUAGGGAAGCGAUGGCAUUGGAUCGGCUUUUACCUCGUGUUCGAUCCGAUGGCGGUCUCCAUAAGGUGUUGGAUUUGUUGGAUAACUACAUUGGGAAUUGGUCAGACUAGCUGGCUAGUAUCAGGUUAGUUGCUGCUGCCAAAAGCUGGUGACCAGGCAGAACUCACUUCCUUCGGAUUCAUUGCAACGGCAUUGCUAUCGCUAACCGGUGAAAUAUGGUUUAUUCACUUUAUCCCUCACCCGCUUCUGUUUCAUUCAAACAAGAUAUUUAUACAACAUAAGUUCCAUAUACAACAUAUUUGAUCCAAAAUAAGUUCCAUCAACCUAUUGACUGCAACUUUGAGAUAUGCAUUUUGAGGGUAUGACACGUAACAGAUAUUUAUACAACAUGCUAUUUUCUAGCUUCCAUGUACUAACAUAAGUGGUUUUCCAGAUCCAGCCAGAGAACUGAAGGUCGAACUAUUGAAAGAUCUACAAAUGAGGGAAAAAGGAAAAAGGGAUUAGAUGUAAAACAUAGAGUCAUAUUCUCAGUGUUCCCUAGUGCAGUCAUUAGGGAUGCCCAUAAACCAAGUACUCCCGUAGGACGCUGACUAGGUGACAUAGUCAUUGACGCUUUUAGUCGAACUUCUGAGAUGUUGAGAACGCUGGCAUUUCCAGUAAAAUACAGGUGAUAAGCCCCAAACAAUCAAGUACCGAG